Hyposmocoma kahamanoa is the source of this 5096-nucleotide messenger RNA. Its product is annotated as nose resistant to fluoxetine protein 6-like. The transcript is spliced from 12 exons. Gene Ontology annotation, molecular function: acyltransferase activity, transferring groups other than amino-acyl groups. The record is from RefSeq and is a predicted model, not a curated record. NCBI's taxonomy places the organism in Eukaryota, Metazoa, Arthropoda, Insecta, Lepidoptera, Cosmopterigidae. Bases 1 to 2361 code for a protein of 786 amino acids.
AUGUUGUCGGCCGGAGCCGUCCUCACAAUUACGUGCGCCAUCGCUGCCGCCGUCGAUCUAAAACACGAUCUUCUAAACAACACUAACAUCGACAAACGAGUUCUAAACCGACUUACCACAUUUCUCGAAUCAAAUAAAACAAUUGGUCAACGUGAACUAGCUCUUCUUAACAAAACUGCCCUUACAUUAGAUUUGGAAGACGAAUUUGUUACAAAAUUCACUAAAUUAGUUAAACAACGUAUUGGUGCCACUAAUGUUAGUGAUGUAAAUACCAGUAUAAGUGAUAUUACCGUUGUUACGACGGCAAAAUCAGUGACAGAAGAUAAAAGUAAAAGGGAGUCAAAGCAUGCUGUUGAAGAGUCACCGGAUUAUGCAUCUUCAGUAGUGCUGGCCAGCGAUCUGCUAGCUUUGACAACUUCUGUAGGGAAAGUGAAGAACAAGGCGUGCAGGGAACAAGGAUAUCGAUUCUUGGAUGGAUUGCUGUUGAACAAAAGAUGGGCGCUGAAAAUGUUCGACGCGUCGGCGAAGUCUCCACAAGGUCUCCUUUUCGGGUCAUCGUACCACCUCGGGAACUUCGACGAAUGCGUUGGCAUUGACGAUUCGGAAGAUGGUGUUGCUAUCGAAGGGCAGUACUGCCUUGCCACCAUUAAGUGGAAACAGGACGACGAGACGAAAAAGGUUCGAACUGGCAGAGGAGAAACCCUUCGCUGGGCGGUUUGUGUGCCCAGUGCCUGCAAUGCCGAGGCAGUUGAGACUUUCGUCAGUGACGUGUUGGCCAACACUGUGGGAAAUGCAAUCCCUACCGGAGUACUCGUAACCGAAAAAGAUUGUUAUACGAGACGACCGCUUACAGUUACUAAUUUGGAUGUGGGAUAUUUAUCUCUCAUCCUAUCAUUCAUGGCAAUUCUCCUAUUCAGCACCAUUUAUGAAGCCUAUUCCCUGCGUCGUGGAAACAACAAGAGCUCUGUUAUUCACGACUUGGUUAUAUCUUUCUCUGUUAUCAAUAAUCUGAAGAAGAUUCUUUCAACUAGACAGAACAAUUCUUUAGGACUGGAAUGUGUCACAGGGAUCAAAACAUUGGCCAUGGUCUUUAUUAUUGCAGGACAUGCUUGUCUAUUUAUAGGCAGUGGACCGGUUAUGGAUGCUGAAGCUUGGGAUCGGUUGGUACGAGAUCCAGCAAAUGCGUUCAUGCUGAACAACGCUCUCUUGGUUGAUACAUUCUUAAUGUUGAGCGCGUUCCUUUUUUGCCGUCUGCUUCUCAUCGAGCUGGAUAAACGACGAGGAAAACUUAAUGUCAUUCCUAUUUUACUUUUUAGAUAUAUAAGGUUAACACCCGCCUACAUGAUUGUGAUAUUGUUCUAUAUGACAUGGCUACCAAAGAUCGGAGAAGGUCCUCUGUGGGAGAAUAGAAUGCUUUUGGAACAAGAAAGGUGUCAGGAGUCAUGGUGGACGAAUAUACUGUACAUCAACAAUUAUGUCAAUACUGAUAAAUUGUGUAUGUUCCAAUCGUGGUACCUCUCAGUGGACACGCAGCUGUUCUUCAUAGCGCCAGUUUUCAUUUACAGUCUUUGGCGGUGGAGAAAAUUGGGUCCUACGCUUCUUGGGCUAGGAUUGUUUGUGUCUCUAUUGAUUCCUUCCAUCAUCACUUAUAAGGACCGAUUGGAUGCCACCAUUUUGUUCUUUGCUAAGGAAUUUACAGACAUCGUGUCUAAUUAUUACUUUAAGGAAGCUUAUAUAAGGACUCAUAUGAAAAUGACGCCUUACUUCAUGGGACUUCUUACGGGGUAUAUUUUACAUAGGAUACAGACUGAAAACUACCAACUUUCCAAGUUAAUGAAAGUCUUCGGCUGGACUACGAGCAUAGUGUUGGGCACAGUGACGACUUUCUCCAUCAGUUUGUUCUAUCAGGAGUGGUAUCAGUACAAUACCAUAGAGGCUGCUGCGUACAUUUCAUUGCAUAAGCUCACGUGGGGUAUCGCUAACGGUUGGCUGAUAAUUGCCUGUGUUACUGGUAAUGGAGGUCUUUUCACAAAACUCCUGACAUGGAAAUUUUUAGUGCCGUUAUCGAGACUUACAUACUGUGCGUACUUAGUAAACGGUAUUGUGGAAUUGUACUACGUUGGACAACUGAGACAUCCGCUGCACGUCACGUUCUUCACUGUGUUGGCAAAUGCAAUUUCACAUUUGAUGUUGACAUUUACGCUUGCCAUGCUGCUGUGUUUGACCUUCGAGUCUCCUAUACACGGCAUUGAAAAAAUAUUGCUUGCAAAAUUCGUUCGCCCAGCUCAAUCCGACAACGCAAGAAGACAAGUGUCUUUAGAGUCCUCCAGAAAUACUAGUCAAUCAAAAUUAGACACGUAGCGGAUAAAAAGACUAAGUAAAAAACUUAGAUUAAUCAGUUAGCAGCAUGUGACUGUGUGAAUGGGAAGUGGGUCAACGCGAGUCCGUAAAAGGAAUUUUGUGAAGUCCUCCAUUUGUGUACAGUAUAUAUGACCAAUUCAGGUUCCAAGGUAAAUAUUAUUUGCAAAACUACAUUUAUCACUUUCGUCGUCGAUCGCUGUUGACUGUUUUUGCCAAUUUUUGAAGGAUAUAUAUAAUAUAACACCUUAAUCUUUAUACGCAUGUUUUGAAGCCUUUCUAAUUUAUUGAGUAGGCUGAUUACCAAAUCCAUGUAGCAAUGCCUCAAUAAGUUGCUAACCUCGGCAAUGUGCGACUCCCACGUAAUAGACACCGAUCAAAAAUAACCCCCCGGUUCUUGACUGUACCCAUAUAAGGAAUUUGGAUACUGUCAAAACCCACACGUGACAAGGAAUUGCGAUUGAAACUGAAUGUUAAUAAAAUGCUGCAAAUAACACAUUGUGUCAGGGCUUAACGUUUAGACCAAAAGAUUGGCUCCAGCAAAGAAUAGAUUUCCAAAAGGUCAACAUUAGUAACACCGAUGGUAAAUGGUAAUCGUAAAGAGGUAACACAAAAACUUGGAGGUUGUCAGUACAAAAAUGAUAGAAAGAAGUGUGAGGGAGUUGAUAAAGAUAGAAAAUAAGAAAGCAGAAAGGACGCCACCUUGCGGAACUCCGGCAGAGAUAUCAACGCAGUAUGUUAGCAAAGAAUUUUCAUAACUAAUUCGUGCCCGUCGUUUACAAAGUUAGCUUCAAAAUUAAUUAAUAAUUACUGGAGAUAUGUUAAGAAAACGUAUAUUUCCAUUAGUAGGCCAAAGUCAUCGCGAUCGAAAGCAUUAUGGAAGUUGAGGAGUGUUUGUACUUACAUAUAUUAUCUGUGGUUGGAACAGUACAAUUGUUGAUUUUUCAGACUCAUAUAGAUGUCGUCAUUAAUUUUCGUAAGUGUAGUAGUCAUACUAUGACCGAUGCGAAAACCGGACUGGAUAAAAUUGUCUAGGAAUUAAAUGAACUGAUGGAGACUAAGCUUAUCUUAUACUUUCGACAGGGAAAAUGAAUUUGAAUAGGACGGUAGUCUGGCAGGGUACUUGGUUAGGAUUAUUUUAUUAAACGGGAUGAUAUAAGCAUCUUAUCAGGUAGUGAUGAAGAAACAGGUAGAAACACAUGUGACAUGUAAUAUAUGACUACGAAUGUGAAUAUGAACAGAUAUAGUAAGGACACUAAGACUAAUACAAUCUCUAUGUACAGUAUUGUAGGUGAUAAUAGUCAGUAAAUUGAUUGAUAAGAAAGGAGGAACAGUAAAGAGUUGGGAAUUAAGAAAGAUACUAUACAAUGUAGUAUUUGAUUCUGUAGUGUACGACAAAGGCUCCAUAAUUUUUGAUUAAAAGGAUUACUAAAUAGAAAAACAAACGAGUCAGAUAUUACGCUCAGUAUGGUUCUUCAGAAAAUUUAAACUGUAAUAAGCCCUUUUUAUUCAAACCAAGUGAAGUUAAACCUAAAAUACGUUGUGAUGUUAAAACCAAAAUUUAUUGAAACUCUCUUCGUGUGAAGUACUGAGAACUGAGAGGUCUUGGUUGUUUGCAUAUGUCAUUCAAUGUAAGCCUUGCUUAUGUCGUCAUAAGAUAGCGUAAUCCCCAUCAUGGUGUCAAACGCUAAAUCAAUCCAAAUUUCCACCAAGAUACGUGACAUUUUUAGUGUAGUAAACAGGAAAACCGUGUUUGUGUUAAAUUACGGUUUAUGCUGUCGACAAUACCCCACUUUCAUCUACAUGAAUAUUAGAUAUAACUAGCUAAGAUGUAACAGAAACCCAAUUGUUUCAAUUUGCUUAGGAAUUGAGAUUGUGUACUUGCGGUUAGUUUGAAUAUGUGUCUGUUGAAUACGUGAUUUGUAUAAAUAUAUGAUUGUAAUAGGCUAUUUGGUAAUGUAAACGAAAUGUAUAUAAUAAUGUUUUUCACACACGUGACACAGUUUUUUUAAGAUCGUAAAAUUAUAAUUUUUAGAUAAGUUUUUUUAUAAACUUAGGAAACAUUAAAAUAACAACAUUUUAUAAAAUGAAACUAUUUUAUUGGGACCCUUUACAGAGCCCAUGUCAAUCGUGAACAUGGGCCCUGUAAAGGGUCCGAAACGUUGGCUUAUUUGAAGAAACAUAUACCUAUAUGCGACUUAGAGCUGCAAAAAUAGUUUCAUUUCCUAUAAAAAAAAGUCAAGUGGCCAAUUAGUAUAAGUUUAAGUUAGACUAAAUAUUCGUCAGCUUUAAAAGCGUAUUUGUUAUUGUUGUAUGUGAUAAUAUGACCAUAUCCCUAAGAUUUAGUUUAUCAUUUAUUAGUGUAUGUAAAAAUAGCCUUAGAAUUAUUAUAAAGGCAUAUAAAUUGUAGGGUGUAUUAUAGAGGAAAUUUCGUCGUAUGAAAUUGUAAAUGUUUUAAUGAAUUAUCGAAUUUAAUUUUAUUCUGUAAAGUUACUCAGCCAUCAAAAGUUAACAUUCUCAUUAAUAAUCGUAUUUCUUGAAUUAAACUCAUUAAUUGAACAAACUUAACACCAACUAUCCUAAACGCAUUACGACGGCCUGAACAAAAAUUUAAUACUGAAGAAGUUUAAUACUGAGAAGAUUCCAGAGUUGCAUUGUAUCUGGACCAUUCUUAUUUGUGCAAUUUUAUUUUGUGCAUAUAUAUUAAAAAAUUAUAUACUUGUAUUACUUAGUCAAUU